This is a messenger RNA of Nerophis ophidion (straightnose pipefish), 9611 nucleotides long. It is a transcript of the gene trpm7, whose product is annotated as transient receptor potential cation channel, subfamily M, member 7. NCBI's taxonomy places the organism in Eukaryota, Metazoa, Chordata, Actinopteri, Syngnathiformes, Syngnathidae. The record is from RefSeq and is a predicted model, not a curated record. Gene Ontology annotation, molecular function: ATP binding; protein serine/threonine kinase activity; calcium channel activity. The transcript has 44 exons. Gene Ontology annotation, biological process: calcium ion transport; monoatomic cation homeostasis; protein phosphorylation. Gene Ontology annotation, cellular component: membrane. Bases 16 to 6432 code for a protein of 2138 amino acids.
UGAAUAAGAGUAUACAUGAAGUCCGUCAUGGCACCAAAUAAAACGCCAGUUGGUGUCGAUGCUAGCUGCGUAUCACAGUACAACAAAGGCACGUGCUCACAAGCCCCGCCCCGGCCAUGUGACAGCCAGCCCAGCCCUGGGCCGGCUGACUGCGCCGCUCCGUCACGCCGCGUCAGUCGGAGUCGCACAAUUAUGAAAAAGCAACCUUCCGUUGGAGCUGUAGCCGAAGCGGAUCUCUCCAACGUCCACCGGGCUUUCCUUCCGAGGCUAACACAGAGCACCGCCGAUAGAUGGAUAAAAGCCCGGCGAGGCGUACCAACGGUGACGAGAAUGUCCCAGAAACCCUGGAUAGAAAGCACUUUCACCAAGAGGGAAUGCGUGUACGUACUUCCAGUGUCAAAGGACCCCCACAGAUGCCUUCCAGGAUGCCAGAUUUGCCAGCAGCUAGUCCGGUGCUGCUGCGGGCGGCUGGUGCGACAGCAUGCUGGCUUCACAGCCAGCUUGGCCCACAAGUACUCGGACGUGAAGCUGGGUGAGAACUCCGGCAGGCCCAGGCCGGAGUUGGAGGAGUGGUCGGUGGAAAAACACACAGAGGCCAGACCCACUGACGCCUAUGGUGUCGUUAACUUCCAGGGAGGCUCGCACUCCUACAGAGCCAAGUAUGUGCGUUUGUCCUACGACUCUCGUCCGGAGACCAUCCUACGGCUGAUGCUGAAGGAGUGGCACAUGGAGUUGCCCAAGAUCCUCAUCUCUGUCCACGGGGGAGUCCAAAAUUUUGAUAUGCACCCUCGCAUCAAGCAGGUGGUGGGCAAGGGUCUCAUCAAGGCUGCCGUCACUACGGGUGCCUGGAUUCUCACCGGAGGGGUCAAUACAGGUGUAGCAAAGCAUGUAGGCGACGCUCUCAAAGAGCACUGUUCCAGAUCAUCAAAGAAGAUUUGCACUAUUGGGAUUGCAUCCUGGGGAUUUAUUGAAAACAGGAACGACCUAAUCGGCAGAGACAUCAUCGCUCCGUAUCAGACGCUACUCAAUCCUCUCAGCAAACUCAACGUUCUCAACAACCUCCACUCACAUUUUCUCCUGGUGGACGACGGCACGGUGGGCAAGUACGGCGCAGAGGUACAACUGCGACGGGACCUAGAGAAGCACAUCAACCUCCAAAGAAUACAUGCGCGUAUUGGUCAGGGUGUUCCUGUAGUGGCACUCAUCUUCGAGGGCGGUCCCAAUGUGAUCUUGACCGUGCUUGAUUACCUUCAGGAAAGCCCUCCUGUCCCGGUGGUGGUGUGUGAGGGGACGGGCAGAGCUGCUGACAUACUGGCGUAUGUCCACAAGCAGACCGAGGAGGGAGGCGGUCUUCCAGAUGGCGUGGAGGCAGACAUCAUUGCAACCAUCAAGAAAACCUUCAACUUCAGCCAGAGUGACGCCAUCCAUCUUUUUCAGACUUUGAUGGAGUGCAUGAAGAGGAAAGAAUUGAUCACUGUGUUUCACAUCAGCUCUGAAGAGACCCAAGACAUUGACGUCGCCAUCCUGAAGGCCUUACUCCAAGGUACAAACGCGUCUGCCUUCGAUCAGCUGGUCCUGACUCUAGCCUGGGACCGUGUGGACAUUGCCAAAAAUCAUGUGUUUGUGUACGGACAGCAGCUUUUGGUUAGCUCUUUGGAACAAGCCAUGCUCGACGCACUCGUCAUGGACAGAGUGGACUUUGUCAAGUUGCUAAUUGAAAACGGCGUCAGCAUGCACCGCUUCCUGACAAUCAGUCGACUAGAGGAGCUUUACAACACUAAACAACCUCCUAACAAUCCGACUCUUCUUCACCUGGUUAGAGAUGUUAAGCAGAGUCACCUUCCUCCAAAUUACAAGAUCACCUUGAUUGAUGUCGGCCUGAUUAUUGAGUACCUGAUGGGUGGGACUUACAGGUGCAACUACACCAGGAAACGCUUUAGAAUCAUUUACAACAAUCUCCAUGGCAACAGUCGGAGGUCUGGGCGCCACCCAACCGGUUCGGGCUCUCAUUUGAGGAAGAGUCAUGAGUCAUUCAGCAUGCAGGCCGAUAAAAAGGAGAAGACGAGGCACAACCAUUUCAUCAAGACUGCACAGCCUUACAAACCCAAGCUGGAGUCCACAAAAGAGCAGAACAAAAAGCGGGUCAAAGAAGAGAUCGUGGACAUCGACGACCCAGAGACAAGGCGCUUUUCCUACCCAUUCAAUGAACUGCUAGUGUGGGCCGUGCUCUUGAAACGGCAGAAAAUGUCGCUGUUUUUCUGGCAGCACGGCGAGGAAAACAUGGCCAAGGCUCUGGUGGCCUGCAAGCUUUGCCGUUCGAUGGCUUACGAGGCCAAGAAGAGCGACGUGGUGGACGAUACAUCGGAGGAGCUAAAGGAGUACUCCAAUGAGUUCGGUACGUUGGCGGUAGACCUGCUAGAGCAGUCCUUUAGACAGGACGAGACCAUGGCCAUGAAGCUGCUGACCUAUGAACUAAAGAACUGGAGCAACUCCACCUGUUUGAAGCUGGCCGUUUCUUCUCACUUGCGACCCUUUGUGGCUCACACCUGCACCCAGCUGCUGUUGUCUGACAUGUGGAUGGGGCGACUAAACAUGCGCAAGAACUCCUGGUACAAGGUCAUUCUGAGCAUCCUGGUGCCUCCUGCCAUUCUGUUGUUAGAGUACAAGUCCAAAGCUGAAAUGGCUCACAUCCCACAGAGCCAGGAUGACCAUCAGAUGACCAUGGAGGAUAGCGAAAACUUCCAGAACAUAGCUGACGACAUUCAAAUGGAUGUGUUCAAGGAGGCCAGAUCCUCUGAUCCUAUUGAGUCAAAAACUGACAUGGAGAUACCCAUUCGUGCAAGGAAGCUGCCGUUAACCAGAAAAAUAUACGCCUUCUACCAUGCUCCCAUUGUCAAGUUCUGGUCCAACACGCUGUUUUAUUUGGGUUUCUUGAUGCUCUACUCCUACGUGGUCCUGGUGAGAAUGCCAGAAUGGCCUUCUCCUCAAGAGUGGGUGGUCAUCCUCUACAUCUUCACCUCUGCUAUCGAGAAGAUCCGAGAGAUGUUUAUGUCAGAAGCAGGAAAAAUAAGUCAGAAGAUAAAAGUGUGGUUUGAUGACUACUUCAACGUCUCCGAUUUUCUGGCCAUCAUUUCCUUUUUUAUCGGCUUCGGCCUGAGGCUGGGUGGAGGGAAAGCCUUCAUCCCUGGCAGGACGGUUUACUGUCUCAACAUCAUCUUCUGGUAUGUGCGACUCCUCGAUAUCCUGGCCGUCAACCAGCAAGCUGGACCCUAUGUCAUGAUGAUUGCCAAAAUGGUUGCCAACAUGUUUUACAUUGUGGUGAUCAUGGCCGUUGUCCUGCUCAGCUACGGCGUUCCCCGCCAAGCCAUCCUAUACCCCGACGAAGAGCCAAGCUGGACGCUGGCCAAAGAGGUGGUGUUCCAGCCGUACUGGAUGAUGUACGGGGAGGUAUAUGCGUAUGAAAUCGAUGUGUGUGCCAACAACAGUGAUCCAAACGUGAAGAACUUGUGUGAGAACGCAGGAGUGUGGCUUACUCCUCUCCUGCAAGCAGUCUACCUAUUUGUUCAGUACAUACUUAUGGUCAACCUCCUCAUUGCUUUCUUCAACAACGUGUACCUGCAGGUGAAGUCCAUUUCCAACUUGGUGUGGAAGUACCAGCGCUACCACUUCAUCAUGGCCUACCACGAGAAACCGGUCCUGCCUCCCCCAUUCAUCCUCCUGUGCCAUAUCUACUCACUCUUCUGCAUGUGCAGGAAGAGAAAGAAGGAGCACACAUACGGACCAAAGCUGUUUCUCACAGAGGAAGACCAGAAAAAACUUCAUGACUUUGAGGAACAGUGUGUCGAGACGUACUUUCAUGAAAAAGAUGACCAGUUUCACUCAGGGAGUGAAGAGCGCAUACGUCUCACCUCCGAAAGGGUUGAGACGAUGUGCAUGCAGCUGAAGGAGGUGGGCAACAGGGUCAACUUCAUCAAACGCUCUUUGCACACGUUGGACUCCCAGAUUGGUCACCUUCAGGACCUCUCUGCCCUCACUGUGGACACCUUAAAGACACUGACAGCACAGAGGGCAUCAGAGGCUAGCAAGGUUCACAAUCGUAUCACCCAAGAGCUCAGCCUCUCCAAGAACGUUGUCCCCAGCAUAGUUCCCGGGGUAACGGACACAGGCCCCCAGUCCAAAUCCUCUGCAAUAGGAAAGCGGAGCGUGGGGGCCUACUUUGGCUCUACCUUUUCCCAAGCUGGAGCUAAUUUAGCAGACUCACUUUUUGGGAUUGGCGCUGGAGAUGCAACUGAUCGUAACCGUAGGGUCGUAUUAAACCCUGUGUCAGGACUGGGGAAUGAUCCUAAUCUGAGUCCAGAAAAGAGGGGCUUGUUCGGCCUUGGACACCUCGCUGCAGAGGCUGGUUCCUCCAGCAGCGGCGCCCCCUGUGCCUUUGUCCAAAGUGCUGUUUCCCCUCCGGAGCUGCGUCUUCGAGGCCAUUCCUUUACCCUCAGUAAGCUGAGCCGUCCACAUGAGCCGGAAUAUUCCGACUCGCCAUCCAGCCUGCCCAACGUGCCUUCACGCGGGGCUCACUUCCACAUUAGCAGCACGCCUUCCCAGCCCAGCGUCUCAAGCCAACCGGAACUCUCCUUGGCUGGGCUUUGCCAGCAGCCGCCUGACAGCGCCGUUGUAGAGUUUGGGGCAUUUGUUGGUAAGUAUGACGGUGAAUCUCCGAAGAUGCGUGAGCACGAUAAGAACAGUGUAUGUGUGUAUCCUACUGUGCUCGUUGUGUCUAAGACUUUGGGCUCUGCUCAGCCUGCCUGCUUGCCUGCAGAGGGGUUAGGAGGCAUGUCCAGUGGGGGGGAGGGGACUUUGGGAUACGUCAAUGAAGCUUUUUGCGACGACGAGGGCAAGUUGGCCUUUCCCAGCAGAUGUGAAUCAAACACUCAAUGUCAAGGACACGGCGGACCACCGUGUUCUGUUCGCACCCCUGCUGUGGCUGCCCGACGACCCCACAGACGAAGAAAGCGUGAUUGCGAUCUUUGGGAAGCACCAGCCCCUUCGCCGGGGCCCACGUAUGAUGGUGAAAGUUGUGACAAGAGGACCUUUGUGAGAGGGCAUAAAGACAGUGUAAACUUCCAGCACUCUACACCUAAAGAGACUUGCAGCCCACAGCACAGCCCGGCUACAAGCAGCAGACAACAGGGUCCGCCUGAUGGUCAUGGUCACAUCAGAGCUGUCAACUCCUAUGCUGGCUUUACUGAGUUUGACAGGAGCCCAGCUUUUCUUCACCCCAACUCAACUCUGAGAAAGAAGGACCGAAGCCGAGUAUCCGCUGAAGACAUCCUCAUCCAUGAGGAACCGAGGUCUUCAGGGCUGGGAAGAGUUCAGGUCAAAUCAGCGCAAGCCAGCAGCCUCCAACCCCCUGCAGAGGACACAUUAACUGCUUCUGUCUCACUCUACACAACUCGCCACACCCACCUCGGAUCCAGAAAAGACUCCAUUGGUUCACCUUUCAAGCCCAUGGAAAGCUACCAGUACUCAGCUGUUGAGCGCAACAACCUUAUGAGACUGUCCCAAAGCAUCCCCUUCACACCAGUCCCACCAAGAGGGGAGCCAGUGACCGUGUACCGCCUGGAGGAGAGCUCCCCCAACACCAUUAACAACAGUAUGUCUUCCUGGGCCCAGCGCGGCCUCUGUGCAAAAAUUGAGUUUCUGAGCAAGGAGGAGAUGGGUGGCGGCCUGAGACGGGCCCUCAAAGUCCUCUGCACCUGGUCCGAGUAUGACAUUCUCAAACCGGGACACCUGUACAUUGUCAAGUCUUUCCUCCCUGGGGUGGUCCAGACCUGGCAGAGCAUUUACAAGGAUGACACUGUGUUGCAUCUUUGUCUCAGGGAAAUACAACAGCAGAGAGCGGCUCAGAAGUUGACGGUCGCCUUCAACCAGAUUAGACCCAAGACUAUUCCUUACUCACCGAGGUUCUUGGAGGUGUUCCUGCUCUACUGUCACUCGGCGGGCCAGUGGUUCGCCAUCGAAGAGUGCAUCACAGGCGAGUUCCGGAAGUUUAACAACAACAACGGCGAUGAGAUCGUCCCCACUAACCUGCUGGAGGAGACCAUGCUAGCUUUCAGCCACUGGACAUACGAGUACACGCGAGGCGAGCUGCUGGUGCUCGACCUGCAGGGGGUUGGCGAGAUUCUGACAGAUCCUUCCGUGAUAAAGAGUGGCGAGAAAGGCUCGUACGACAUGAUCUUUGGACCUGCCAACCUGGGUGACGACGCCAUCAGGAACUUCCGGGCGAAACAUCACUGCAAUUCCUGUUGUCGGAAACUCAAACUUCCUGAUUUAAAGAGGAACGAAUACACGCCCGACAAGGUGACGUUCCCUCAAGAAGACCCGCCCAAUCCUGGGGGCGGAGCCAAGGAGCCCCGCCAAUCAAUGAGGCUGUUGUGAUGGCGUUUUAGGAGCCGUCGAGUCUUUUCGCUGCUCUCCUCCAAUCGUAACCGAGGAGCCAAUCAACUGGAAGAAACCUCAUCUGAUGUGUUUCCAUGAAAACCACGCCGGAAAGUCCUCACAAAGUCAUGUGAACGCAUGAGAAGGUACAUGAAUUACCCCGGAAGGCUUUUAUUAUAAAAUAUUAUUUAUUGACGUUUGUUGCUGUUGCCUUGUUUUAAUAUAUGAAAAGAAAUCAUUGUGUGACAUCUGUUACAUCAUUUGUAUUCUUCUGAUUUUGUGCGAACACUUAUAUCCACGCUUUUUAUCAUCUUUAUGAAAUCUUCUAAGAACAAUGGGCAGAUUGCAAUGCAACUCUUAUAGGACAUUGUGUCAUGUUUUGUGUGUUGAAAAGUUUGUUCUUGCUUUUUCUUCUUCUUUUUUGAAUGGUUACAAAGGUACUAUUGCAAUAUCUUUGCCAUGGCUUGCAAGUCCUAUGAGCAGAUGACAAGCUUGUGUAUCUUAUAGAUACUGCUGUCUGCAUGUACUCAUUAUACCAAUAUUUUAUUCAGGGCACACUUAAAGGGUAUUAUUAUUACUGUAUACAUUUUGUACUGAACUUCAUUUUAAACGAAUAAAAUCUUAAAUCUCAUUCUCUUAUUGUAUGUAUUUAAAUGUUACAGCGUAGGAAUGGGUACAGAAUUUCCUUCUUUUCUGACUUCAUCAAACCUUGGGAAAAAACUUUUUUUCAGUGAAUUGCUAAAAACAGUAUAGCACUCAUGAAGUCCUCACAUUUCUUAGUUAAUUAUUUAUUAUUUAGUUGAAGUUAUUUUUGUAAAUGUGAUUAAUGUAUUAAAGUUGUUGCUGUAGCUUGUUUACUUCAGGUGCAGUAAGUAGUCAAUGUUCAACUUAUUUAGUUAUACUCGUGGUGUUCCUCCAAGGUCCAUUUUAGGUCCUCUCUUUUUCUUCAUUUGGGCCUAGUGGCCCGCGAGUGCAGUUAGGAAAGCUUGUGAGAAACUCACUUUUUUGCAGAAUGUUCUUAAAACAGCACAGCGCUCCUGUAACUCUAACAUUACAAAUACAUCAAAAUUAAAUGUUUACACCAGAGUACGUUGGUUCUACAGAAUAUCCAAAAUCAAACUAAUAGUGUAGGAAGAAGUCUGCCACCUCCGAUCCUAAGCUUUCUGGAAAUGUGGCCCCUAAAACAUUUUAAUUGAAUAUUCCUGUUUUAUAGAUUCCGGUAGAAUUUUGACAGUUCUGCCGGUUACCGAUUCACAUAUCAAAUGGUACCAUAGACAAACAGGUGUAUUUAUAGCAGACUGCCUCUAGGUAAUGUUGCAAAUUUCCAUACCAACAAACCAUGCAAAUUUGAUAGAAAGCACUCAAAAGUAAGGCACCUCUUUCAAAAGGAGCUAGCUCGAGGCUAAUUUAUUUUGGAUUUACUAUAUACAUUCUACUGUUUAACAUUACAGAUUUGACAAGGGGAUUUCAAACGUAAGGAAAACUACAACAGCUGGUGUGUAAUAAGAACAAUACUCACAGUAAAAACACAUGGGGCACAACAAAAUAAAAUACUGGCACAUUUAACUUGAUGGCAAAGACUACUUCCUAACUUACUUAGUGAAAUUAAUCUAUAUUUGCAAAUGAGACUUAGUGUCUGCUUUUCAUUGAGCCUAUUGAAUAGCAACCAAAUAAUGAAACUAAGUUUCACAGACAGUUGCUCAUUUGUAGAAGAAGUGUUAUAUCAAUACCUGGAUAGUUCUAAUCUCUGUCAAGGUAAAUGGUGAAAUUUCACAUACUAUUUAUCUGUUAUGUGUGAAUGUAGUACUGAAUUAUUAUUGUGUUUAUGUGGCACCAAUGUGUGAAUCAGCCUGCCAAAACCUCAGAACUGCAGAGACUGUUAGUAUUAAAAAUACAAGUUUAAAGGCACACCUUUUAAAUUAAAUGAACCAUCAACACCAUGUCAAUACAGCCAGUGAGUGUGCCAUGCGCUCACUGAGGCUUCAUUUACCCAUCAAUAUCUAACGCUGAUAAGAAACCCCCAACCUAAUACUCACUUUAACUCCAAUCCUGCCUAACCGUAGUUUUAAAACAUUACCGGUAAAUACCCUAACCAGUCAAGAGACUAGCUGCACAGUAUCGUUUUGACUAUAGUAAUGGUGGAGAAAUGGGGGAGUGAGAAUACUUUCACUUUCAAUUUGAGCAACAGUGUCUUUUUUGAGGUUUAAUGAUUGUCUGGUUGACAGACUUUCUUUGUUAAUGUUAACUCAGAUCAGAUUCACUACUGACUUUCCCAAAUGAUCAAGAGGCAAUUGAUGAAUGUUUGAUAUUUUUCAUGAUCAUCAAUAUUCAAGAACUCUGAAGUACUAGAGACGUCUUUAGUACUGAUUAAAAGGUAUUUAUGUUCGGUGAAACAAAAGUGGAAGAGGAAGCUGCAGGGAGGGGUGGAUCCUCCCACUGGGUGUGGUUCAGCACAUAAAAAUGCAAAGUGUAAGACGAUGACAACCCUGUUUAGGAUCAACUUUCAGCAGCACACAACUUCAGUAUUCCUGACUCACACAACAAAAACAACAUGGUCAAUGUCAGAGUUGAGUACUGUGGUGCCUGAGGGUAUGGGUCCAGGUAUCAAGCCCUGGCACGUGAACUCCAGCAGAAGAUUCCUGGUGUGCGGGUUUCUGGCACCGUUGGGAGGAGAGGAAGCUUUGAGGUGAUGGCGGACAACACCUUAAUUCACUCCAAACUCCAGACUGGAUCUUUCCCGUCUGAAGGCGAGAUUGCAUUCAAAGUGCAGAAGAUAGCUUCACACAGAAUGUAAACCCUGGAUACUGGAGAACCAGAGCGUGAUGGGAGUCCACGAGGCCGGACGCCGACUUCCUUCUUUGAAUGACUGUGCACGCUGAAAAGCAGAAAAAGGCGUGCACACGAUGUACACAUGUAGAAGGUUUUUAGCUGAUCCGGGGUCAGUGGAAGUGUUUUCAUCAUGACAGUCUGGUGUACUAAAACUCACAAGCAGUGGUGGUGAAAAAAGACUAACUUUAGUUCUAAACAUGUAAGCAAACAAUUGGUAACCAUAUUUUCAUACCUUUUUUAGUAUGAAGCUAAAAAAAAUAACUAAUAGCCUGUGCUAUUUGCACAAUCAAUAAUUAAUAACUGUUAAGACAUCUUCCUGGAACCCUUAAUAAACUGCUGCAUAAACUACA